This is a messenger RNA of Oryza sativa Japonica Group (Japanese rice), 1584 nucleotides long. The record is from RefSeq and is a predicted model, not a curated record. NCBI's taxonomy places the organism in Eukaryota, Viridiplantae, Streptophyta, Magnoliopsida, Poales, Poaceae.
CCACGCAGUCCCCUUCUCCAACCCCGCUUCAAAUUUGGAUCGCGUCGAUUUCACGCGCCGAUUCCCCCAAAUCGCACACACCCCCACCCCUCGAACGCAUAAAUACUGAUCCCCAAUCGAAACGGCUGCUGAAACCCUAGCCCUAGCAAUCGAGAGAGAGGGAGAAGAUGGCGCGUCCGAGAGGCAGGAAGCGUGCGGCGGCGGCGGCGGCGGUGGCGGAGGAGGACUCCAGCAAGCCGGAGGCUGCAGAGGCGAAGAAGCCGGCCGCGCGGGGGCGGGGGAAGCGUGCCAAGGCGUCACCCAAGCCCAAGCCGGAGACGGAGUACUUCCCCGAGAAGCGGAAUCUGGAGGAUCUUUGGCUAUCAGCAUUUCCGGUUGGGACCGAGUGGGAAAACAUUGAUAAGAUAAAGGAGUUCAACUGGAACUUUGAAAAUUUGGAGAAAGCACUAGAAGAAGGAGGGGAGCUUUAUGGGAAAACAGUUUACUUGUUUGGAAGCACGGAGCCUCAACUAUUGGAGGUUAAUGGUGAAUCAAAGAUAGUGCUUAUUCCUAUAGUUGUUGCUGUUGACUGCCCUUUUCCUCCCUCAGACAAAAUUGGCAUAAAUUCUGUCCAAAGGGAAAAUGAAGAGAUAGUGCCAAUGAAGGCCAUGAAGAUGGCCUGGGUGCCUUAUGUUCCGCUGGAGGAUCGGCUUAGUAGGAUUGACAGUUUGAAAACAAAAAUAUUUACUCUUGGCUGCACCCAGCGGAGGUCUGCGCUGAGGCACCUCAAAACUGAGAGAGUCAAAUUGUUUGACUACUGCAUGCCAUAUUAUAUGCCACUGAACCCUCCCGAAGACGAAGAUGAUACAGUUGUCAACAUCAUAUAUCCCCUAGAACCCCCGAUAGUAUGUGACUUCGACUGGGAGAUGGAUGAUUACGAGGACUUUGCUGAUGAGAAAGUUAAAGAUGAGGUGCUACCAGAGGAUGAGAAAGAAAAAUUUAAGGAAUUCAUAAAGGAGAGGGUUAGAGAAAGGAAAAGAGAGCUAAAACAGGCUAAGGAAGCAAGAAAGAAAGCUAUUGAUGAUAUGGACCCUAAGGUCAAAGAGGCAUUUGAAAAUAUCAAAUUUUACAAAUUUUAUCCUGUAAAAACUCCAGACACCCCUGAUGUAAGCAACGUAAAGGCAAAGUACAUCAAUAGAUAUUACAGGCAUGCACAUCAUCUGAUGUAAUUGCAUCCUAUCUUGAAAUGAGCUAUCCAACUUGGAGAGCUGACACCGAAAUUUUGAAAGCCGUGGGAGAGAUUCCUGGCGACAUCUUCAAAUUGGGUCUCUUAUAGACCCGGGGUGAAAACUUGUUGCACCUUAACUCUGUACUGCAGUUUUCGUCAGAUCCUGCCAUUCCUUAGAGUAUCGCUUCCUUCGGCAUUCUUUUUUGUUGUGCGUCGUGUAACAUUCUGGGAAUAGAUUAUGUAACCAUCAGGCCGUACAUCUUGUAAGAGCAAAACAAUUGGUUUAGGAAAAAUGCUGAUUCCUUUCACCGUCCUGUGAAGGUUGCUUGGGUGCAAACCCCUUGAUUUUGUCUUAACUGGUCUUGCUUGACAUGCUA